Salvia hispanica is the source of this 636-nucleotide messenger RNA. NCBI's taxonomy places the organism in Eukaryota, Viridiplantae, Streptophyta, Magnoliopsida, Lamiales, Lamiaceae. The record is from RefSeq and is a predicted model, not a curated record.
AUGAUACUGGAAGCCGUUGCUGACUACCGUUUGCGGAUCUGGCAUGCGUAUUUCGGCGUUGCAAGUUCGAACAACGACAUCAACGUUCUGCAGUCGUCGCCUCUCUUCAAUGAUGAGUGCCGGGGAGAGGGUCCAGAGAUCAGUUUCGUAGCAAACGGCACGCAGUAUCGCAGGGGAUACUAUUUGGCAGAUGGAAUAUACCCUCGUUGGCCCGUAUUCGUUAAGACACUUCGCCAACCGGCUGGAGCGAGGAGACAAUAUUUUGCGCGAAAACAAGAGGCCGCUAGGAAAGAUGUUGAGCGAGCUUUUGGUGUGCUCCAAGCGCGAUGGGCCAUUAUACGCUGCCCGGCACGAGUUUGGCACGAAGAUGAUGUCGCGAAUAUUAUGGUAGCAUGUAUCAUAUUGCACAAUAUGAUAAUAGAAGAUGAAGGAUUUGCUGCAGAACGUUGGGCACCGGAAGAUGGUGCAAGUACAAGUCACGGCGUUGCCUCCGCGCCGAUACAGAUGGGUGUACCACGUAGUAAUGAAUAUCUGAUCCAACGUUUCGCUGAUAUACGCAGGAGCACAGCACAUGACCAACUCCAGGUCGAUUUGAUUGAAGAGGUCUGGGCACGUAGGGGAGGCGGCGUAGCGUGA